UGCCGUUGAAGAAAGCGAAGCAGGGAAUCAGGACAGCUAUAAUGAGAACGUUAGCUUCGAGCAAUCGAGCGAGUCGGAGAAAUCAAGCGAGUCGCAUUCGUUGGAAAAGUCGAGCGAGUUGCAUUCUAAAGAAAGCAAAGCAGGGAAUCAGGACAGCUAUAAUGAGAACGUUAGCUUCGAGCAGUCGAGCGAGGCGGAGAAAUCGAGCGAGUCGCAUUCUUUAGAAUAUCUAAAUAAUCAAUUAGAAGCACUAAAUAAAGCAGUAUCUACCAAUACAGCUGCUAUAAAGUCGCUCAUUGAAAACACGAAUGACAGUAAACAGCCAAAUUAUCAAGAAUUAGAAAACGAAAUUGCCAUACUAAAAGAAAAGAAUCGUAAACUUACGGAUAAGAAUGCGAAACUUAAAGUCGAGAACAGUGACUUGGAAGCGAGAAUUAACAACUUAACCUAUAUAUUAGCCGAUUUGCAAGGAAAGGCGAAGAGUGCCGAGCAAGAAAAAGAAAGUCUAAUUACUGCUAUGAGACUACUGGUCGAAGAUUCGAACAACGAACCCAACGCCACAAUUAAGAAUUACACUGGUGAAACGAGUAAACAAAGCGAGACACAGGAUUCAGUUGAUUGCGCUGGGCAAACAAAAGAAGUAUUGAAUCCGAAUAUUCAAGUGAGUAAUAGAUUUUCCAACCUUAACACUGAGGAAAGUAAUGCAGAUGACGUGGAUGUUACGCAGAAUGACCUUGUUACCGCUCGUACAGAACCAGCAACGAAACCUAAACAAGUAAAUGAGAAAUAUAACAGAAGGCAUCAUACUGGCAGCAAAGAAACGAAGCAAACUUAUCAUCACCCUCGUCCUAACGUUGCUAUCGUGGGAGACUCGAUGCUCAAGCACAUAAAUCCUACACAGCUAAGGAGAAGUACAAGGAGCUUUAACACUCAAAUCAAGACGUUUCCAGGUGCGAAGGUAAGCGAUAUGGAAUAUUAUGUUAAACCUACUCUGGCCCGUACACCCGACCAUUUGAUUCUGCAUGUCGGUACAAACGACGUGAGACAAAGUACACCACAAGAGAUAACAAAUGCCAUAUCCAUGCUUGGGCAACAGAUCAAGAAGGAACUACCUACAACGAAUCUUGCUAUUUCCGAAGUAAUUACAAGAAAUGAUGACCCAAGUCUGAAUACGAAAAUUACAGAACUUAAUACUAAGCUAUCCCAGGUAUGUACCAAUAAUAAGUGGAAGAUCAUUACCCACAGAAAUAUUUCCUCUGAACAUUUGAACCCAUAUGGGCUCCAUCUUUCUAAACAAGGAACAGCUAAAUUAGCCCAGAACUUUACAAACUAUCUAAAAAAUCCUAAUUGACCAUCUACCGAUGCUCCACCCCCUCCACAACCUGUUACCAAUACAAUAAGGCCAGUAAAGCAACCAAACCCUAUUCUUCCUAAACUUAAAGGUUUCAAAGUAGCACAACUUAACAUCGCUAGCUUGCCUAAACACUAUGAAGAACUACUUAUUUAUAUGCGUGAUGAACCUUUCGAUAUAUUGACCUUAAAUGAAACUAGAUUAGACAGUACUUUCCUAGACUGUGAAGUACAGAUACCUGGUUAUGAUAUUGUCAGAUCUGACCGAAACAGACAUGGGGGAGGGGUAGCUAUAUAUAUAAGGACUAUCAUUCCAUAUAUCGUACGUGAAGAUUUAUUACAAGAUACUCUCGAAUUGCUUUGUAUUGAAGUUAGAAAACCCAAAAGUAAACCAGUGCUUAUUUCAACUUGGUAUCGACCACCGAGUGCAAAAAUUGAAUUAUUCCAAAAGUUCGAAAACUUCUUGAAGCUGAUUGAUAAUGAAGACAAAGAUAUUAUCAUAACCGGGGAUCUUAAUUGUAAUUUUAUUGAGCACACUCAAAACCAAGCUACUUCUAAGUUAAUUGAUAUUAUUGAUAUUUUCCAACUGCAGCAACACAUACAAACCCCUACUAGAACUACUUAUAAUUCUUCGUCUCUGAUUGAUUUAAUUCUUACACAUAUCAACGAUGAUAAAACCUUAGAAGCCGGGGUUGUUGACCUUGGGAUUAGUGACCAUAGUCUUGUUUAUAUAUGUCGGAAAAUUAGCAUUCCUAAAGAGCCACCAAAAAUUGUAUUUACACGACAGUUCAAAAAUUACAACUCCCACCAAUUUAAAGAAGAGCUAAGCUACUAUACUAAUCUAGAUCCCACAUCGAAUGAUCCAAAUGUGCUAUGGAAUGAAUUUAAGAACAACUUUCUUACUAUUGCUGAAAAACACGCGCCAGUUAGACAGCGUCGCGUUAAGAGUGAGCAUAAACCAUGGCUGACGAAAGAAAUAAAGCGUUUAAUGCAUCAUAGGGAUUAUCUUAAAAGACAGAGUGUUCGUUUAACAUCGAGUAAUUAUAACGAGGCCUACAAAAGAUGCAAGAAUAAAUUAAAUAAGCUUAUUAAAAAGACUAAGGAAGAAUACUUUAAAACGAAGUUAUUUAAUGCAAAUAAUAGCAAAGAGAGUUGGCAGGCUAUUAAUGAGCUAUUAAACAAAAAGCCCAAAACUACCCAUGUAACACAGCUAAAUGUAGAUGACCAAGUUAUAACUGGAGACACAAAUAUUGCGGACUGUUUUAAUCAGUAUUUUUCAUCCAUCGGUUGUAAACUGUCAAAAAAUGUCCAAAAUAUUAAUGUUGACCCUAUGACAUUUGUCACUCCUACGGAGAGUUCGUUUCAUUUUUCAUGUAUUUUAGUCCAAGAGACUUUUGACGCCUUAAACCAACUUAAUUCAAGGAAAUCACCAGGACUGGACGGCAUAAGUGUAAAACUAUUAAAAGAUACAAGCGAUGUUAUCGCGCAACCAUUAGCCAACAUCUUUAAUCUAUCUCUUCAGACUGCAAUUUUUCCGGACGAGUGGAAAAUCGCCAAGGUAUCACCAGUCUUUAAAGAAGGGAAUAAAACUGAUUGCGGAAAUUAUAGACCAAUCUCUGUAAUUUCUGUGGUUGCUAAGCUGUUUGAAGGGCUAGUGUACAAUCAAUUGAGAACGUUUAUUGCCGACAAUAGCAUUCUUGUAGAGCAACAGUCCGGUUUUCGUUCACAACACUCUACUGAGACGGCACUCUUAGGUUCGACAAAUGAGUGGUUAUAUAACAUGGACAGUGGCUUAAUCAAUGGAGUCCUGUUCUUGGACUUGAAAAAAGCUUUUGACACUGUCGAUCAUGAAAUCUUAUUAAAGAAACUUCACCUAUACGGCAUAAAAGGAACUACUUACGCAUGGUUUGAAUCUUACAUCCAAAAUAGGAAAUCGAUUUGUUUAAUGAAUGGGAAAAAAUCACAUGCUAGAGAAAUUAGGUGUGGGGUACCACAAGGUUCUAACCUUGGCCCCAUCCUAUUCCUCUUGUAUAUUAACGAUCUACCUAAGUGUCUAGAAACAACCAAGGCUAACUUGUUUGCUGAUGACACAAAUCUUUCAUGUGCCGGCUUAGAUGCCAAUGAAAUCGAGACUAAACUUAAAAGAGAUCUUGAGAAUGUUCAUAGUUGGCUUAGAUGUAACAAGCUCACGCUAAACGAUAGCAAAACGGAAUUUAUGAUAAUUGGCUCUAGACAUCAUCUUACUAAAUUUGAAGACAACCCAGAGAUUUCAUUAGCCAUACGAGAUAAUAAUAUUAAACGGGUCACCAAUAAAAAAUCCCUUGGUUUUAUCAUCGACGAUCAAUUAAAGUGGGGUAUACACAUUGACGCACAAUGUAAAAAAAUCUCAAAAAAUAUCGCAUUACUAAGAAGAGCCAAGUCCUUUGUUCCUUUACACAUUUUAAUCAAAAUGUAUAAUGCUCUAGUAUCUCCUCACCUGACAUAUUGCUCAACAAUAUGGAAUGAUGGAUCUAAUACCAUUCUUAACAAACUCUCUAAGUUACAAAGAAGAGCAGCCCGGGUUAUCACAGGACAAUCAUACGAUGUUCGUUCCACUCAAAUACUAGAAAGUCUCAAUUGGAUGCCAAUUGAAGACAUUUUAAAGAAAAGAGAAAUCAUUAUGACGUUUAAAGCUUUAACUAACAGACUACCUGAUUGUGUGCAGAAUUUCUUCACGAGAUGCGAAAAUAGUAAUUAUUCUCUAAGAAGCAAUAAUGUUAAACUAUCUUUGCCUAAACCAAGAACCAACUUUCUUAAAAGAAGUUUCUCUUAUAGAUAGAGCAGCACAAGGGUGGAACGAAUUAUCGGAUGAAGUAACUAAUAACAUUCAGGAUUUAUCUUUACCCAAUUUCAAAAGGCGUUUAGCCCUUAACCUUGCACAUGAAUAAUGUAUAAUGCAUUUCCGAAAUUAAUGGAGUGUGUAAUAAUUAUGUGCUGUAAUUAACUGUAAAUAUCCAUAGUUAAUGUGUGUUUAAUACUAUAUAGCACGGCCCUUUGAAAAACAGACUGUAUAUAUUAUACUGAAUAGGCUACCGUGUUAAAAGAAAUUUUAUUAAAGAUUAAAGAUUAAUGACAUAAAUUGUGCGUGAUGCAUAACUUAUGCUCCUACUUGUCUUCCGAUUGGCAGUUGAUUAUAAUUGGAAUACGUAACAGCUUUUCGUUUGCUAGGUGCGUUUUGGUUCAUUUAUAUUCGCGUGAACACAGUGCCGCCUUAGAAAAUAGCCCUUUGAUCCACCAGAUAAUAGCCGGAAGUGUUGCCUUGCACCCUGUCAAAGUCGGCAUAUAUAUUAUACUACAUGUGGCUUGCUUCAACAUGUUGUCUUAUUAACUGAAUUUAAACAUUUUAAAUUGGCUUUAUUAAUCCAAAGGUUGGAUCAAUGAGUGCGAAACUAUAUCUUGUACACAAUAAAAACAACACACAUUUUUUUGUGGGAGAAGGGGUUUUGGGGGUGAAGUACUCAUGCGCAGUUUAUGUCAAACGCCAUCCCUCCUCAUCGUCACAUACCUAAUACUGUAACCUAAUACAGUACUGAACUGGUAAUUUUUGUCAGGGGUAGCGAACCCCUGACCUACCUGACCAAGAACACACUUGGACAGUCCCUAACCUGCCCAAUUGGGCAGCCCCUAACCUGUCCAAGGUCCACAGAACCGCUUAGGCAGUCCCUAUUGCUAACCUGUCCAAGUUCCACAGAACCGCUUAGACAGUCCCUAUUAUUUCAAAUAUAUAUUUCUAUGUGACGUUGCGGAGUCUAUGGGCAAUGAAGUUGUCAUAUUGGAUUACUUCUUCCCCCAAAACACAUGAUAGUGUGUUCCCCAUAGACGAACUUCCCUCCCCCGAAUUUUUUUUUUGACUGCACAGUUAAAUGGAUGAAGCAGUCAUUGUGCCUGAUACAUUAGACAGGGUCGAUGAUGGAAUACGUCUGUAUCGUUUAUACCGGCACCUAGAACGUCAUAACAUCACAGCCGCAUACUUUAACCGCUGAGCUACUAACCAACUCGCUAAAUCUAACCAGCUCGCUAAAGCUAACCAGCUCGCUAAAGCUAACCAGCUCGCUAAAGCUAACCAGCUCGCUAAAGCUAACCAGCUCGCUACAGCUGUAAUCGUAUAUAGAAGACAGCUACUGCCUGAUGAUAGUAAGGCAUAUAUUUGAGCAUUACCAUCACUCAUACUACACCUGGAUAGUCAGGGAGGCCAGGAAAAACCUGCAAUAUAGGAAACCUGGAUAGGGCCAAGACAACCAGUAAGCUCCCCACAAAGCUUCUAUCUUACAAGUUCUCAAUUGGAGGGUUGGUAAUACGACAAACAUAGUCGACCAUCCAGGCUUUUUUGUAAAUUUAUUUAUUUAUUCAUUCAUAUAUUAUAAAAGUUCAUUUGUUCGUUUAGUGUUUUGAUUCUCUCAAUAUUUUAAAUAAAAUUCCUGAAAACGUGAUCCCGGUCAUUCUAACCCAGAGUCGCUCGAGCAUGUCCGAAAUGAGCCGAAAUUGUAAGAUUUAGAAUAUUUAUUUUGCAGACUUAAUAGAUCAUAUUUGUAACCGACUGAAACGCAAUGUCUCAAUUUGCAUAAAACAAUGUUAUUCUAGCAACGUGUCUAUAUUCAAGCAAAGCAAGAGUACGCAGGAUGUAAUAUUCAAUGUGUAUACCUAUGUUAUAGCAUACUUUCAGUUAGCAGUUCGCCUUUCAAAAUAUUGAAUUUUUUUGAAACCUGUGAAAAAAAAAGUUGAGAUUUGAGUUCAACUCGUUUGAAAUAGCACAAUAAUUUAUCUAGUGAUACGGAUAUCACUUUAGGAAAUUUUUAAAUGAUUAGAGAAGUAUAUUGUAGUGCCAAACGUUCAUUAAACCCAACCAUUGAAAUUAUUACAAAUGCUUAAAAUGCAUUACUCGAUAGUAACAAUAUGAAAUCAACGUUUUCACAGUGUUUCCACAACGGAACAUUCAAAUUUAUUUCUUUUGCCAAAGAAUUUCCUUGAGUUUCCUUGAAAUGAGAUGUAAUUUCCUUGAAAUUUCCUUGAUUAACCGAAGUAUAUUUCGGCAACUAGAAUUCAUCAGCUUGUAUAGGGCAAGACAGAAACAGAAUGGUACAUUUCUUUCGUACAAAUCUUGAAAAGAAAGCCUUCAAUAAAUUCACAGUCAUGACAGCCAUGUUGAAAAAUACUCUACCGUGUAUAAGCAGCUAACACGCGGUGGCCUGCACGCAGCACGCUACCUAAAAUUCAGGUUGUGUGCAGCCUACUUAGUUUAAUUAAUAAUUCUAGAUUCUACUGACUCGCACACAGGCCCCGAAAGAGGUUUUUUAUUUAUAUAGCGGUUAUGAGCGAAGGAAAGUAACAUAUAUAAUUUAUAAUUAAUGAAAGGUUCCUGAAAGAAUCUUCAAAACAUUUCUGUUGACUCAAAAAUUUCUUAAAUUUCCUUACAAUUUUCAAAAAAUCCUUAGAUUUUCUUUAGAUUUAAAAUAUCCUAGAAAAAGGAAAUUUCCUUGAAAGUGGAAACACUUCGUUUUCAUAAAAUUUACUCGUGAGUGAUUGAAUAUAGUAGUUGAAAAUGAAGCGCGAUAUGUGGCAGAAUUUGACACCCAGGUAGUAAAAUUCACAGUACCACUGAAAUAGAAAUCGAUUGGAUUACACUAUAUCAGAUAUUUGCGAUGAAAAUAGAUGAAUUUACUACGAGAGACUAACGAGGAAAGAGAAGCAUACCUGGAAAAACGCAGAGAAACAUGGAAGAGGAAGACUGCCGAAGCCAAAGGUAAGCAAAGAGAGUAUAUAAGAGUGUUUAGGCAACAAAAAGAGGCAUCAGAAACUGCCGAGGAAAGAGAAACUCGAUUAGGAAAACGCAGAGAAGCUUGGUAAGAAAGGUCUGCCGAAGCCAAAGGUAAGCAAAACGAGUAUAUUAGAGUGUUUAGGCAACAAAAAGAGGCUUCAGAAACAGCAGAGGAAAGAGAAACUCGAUUAGGAAAACGAAGAGAGGCUUGGCAAGAAACGUCUGCCGAAGCCAAAGGUAAGCAAAACGAGUAUAUUAGAGUGUUUAGGCAACAAAAAGAGCCUUCAGAAACAGCAGAGGAAAGAGAAACUCGCUUAGGAAAACGCAGAGAAGCUUGGCAAGAAAGGACUGCCGAAGAAAAAGGUAAACAAAACGAAUAUAAUACGGUGUACAUGCAACAAAAACGAGAUUCAGAAGCAGCCGAGGCAAGAGAAACUCGCUUAGCAAAACGAAGAGAAGCGUGGAAAAAAAAAGACUGCAGAAGCUAAAGGUAAGCAACACGAGUACAUUAAUAGAUUGCAUAAUAUAGAUAAAAUGCAAAACGACACUGUAGAAGAACGAAUUAACAGACAGGCUUCAAAAGACAAAACAAAUACGACCAUCCGAAACAGUUAAUGAACGAGCAAGAAUACUUGAAAUUUUAAGAGCACAUUUUCCAACAGCAGUUGCAAAUGAAAAUGGCCAAGAAAUUAGGCAGGAUGAAACAGACGAAAGGAGGAUGUCUAUGGAUGAAGCUAUGGAUGCAACUCUACUGGUUAGUGAAGCAGCUGAGGAAUGUGUAUCUGUGCAUGAAGCAAAUGGGAUGGUAAGUGUACCUGCUCAUGCUGCAAAUGAGCAGUUAAGUAUGUCUGUUGAUCAAACUAUAGAUAUAUCUGUUUCUGAAGCAGAUGAGGAAACAGGGCCCGCGGAGCGUAUUAGAGAGUGGGGGGGCUAAAUCAUCAAUAAAACCCCCAAUUAAUUAAUUUAGAAAGUUUCAUUUAGAUUUCUAUUUUAAUAAUUUUGGCUGUCAAAAAAAGUGGGGGGGCUAAGCCCCCCCGUCUCCGCGGUCCCUGGGAAAGUGUGUCUGUUCAUGAAGCAGAGGGGGUGAGUAGAAAUGAAUAUUUACAUGUGGGUGGUUGGCAAAAUGUUGACAACCAUUUGCAUGAGCUAGAGUUUGUACAAAAUGCAAUGCACAGUUUUCAUUUAGAUCAAGAACAUUUAGAGCAUCGACAAUGUACAAUUUGCAAAGAAGCUUGGCCGACACGGCAGAACUUGACAUCAGAACUAUACAUUUGUUACCGGUGUAAAAGAGACAAGAAAUCACCUAAGAAAUUCAGUGCCGAGAAUGACAUGGACCCAGGAAUAGUUCCUGAACAAUUGAGAGGUUUGACACAGGUAGAAGAAAUGUUAAUUUCAAGGGUAUGAGAGUGUAUAGAAAACGGACGGCAGAGGGGGUAUAAAGGGCAUGUACUUAACUUACCUCAAGAUAUUCAAAGUUUCUUGAAUAGGUUGCCUUCACGUGUGGCAGACUUGCCCGUUUUGAUUGUACGAAGACAUGGUGCAGAAAACACACAUCGAGAUUUUACUGUGCGUCGGCACAGAGUUCUUGAGUCUGUGUUUUGGAUGAAGACGAACAAUUCCUUCUUUAAAGACAUAGAAAUUGAUCGAGAUAUUAUUCUAAGUUUACCAGAAAAUGGUAUUCCAGAUGAGCUAAGGUAUGUCAUUGAUGAAAAUGAAGUGUCAGUUCAUGUUGAAAAUGAGGGCCUCCCCAAGACGGCAAGACCCUGUAAUGAGUGCUAAUGCUAGUGUUGAAGAGUUAGUUUUAGGACAUGGUAGUACAUCCUUUAUUCUUAUGCGUCAAAGAAGGAAAAAAGAUGGUGCGGCUAUCCAAGAUGCAGUAAAUGAGGUUGAUCCAUUAGACUGGCCAUCUACUGAAGGUAAUCUCGUUAAUGAAUUUAACACAGAUGGUUUAGCUACUGGCAUUCCCUACAUUGUUUCCUUAUGGGAAGGGUGA
Messenger RNA from Paramuricea clavata, 9137 nucleotides. The record is from the annotation of a GenBank genome assembly. Lineage: Eukaryota; Metazoa; Cnidaria; Anthozoa; Malacalcyonacea; Plexauridae.